AUGGCAUCCGACGACGGGCCCACGAGUGCAGACCACGAUGAGAUCGACACCGGCACUGAAAUCGACACCGACACCGAAAUCGACAUCAACGCAACCAUGCCUCGUCUGCCACUCCUCGACCGCGUCAAGUUCGCGGUUCUGGCCGUAGUGAUGCAGCUCGGCGUGCGAGUGCUACAACGCCUCAUGCGCGCCGUGCUAGACUUCGUCUCGCCAGCAGCGCGCGCGACGCGGCCGACGCUGGUCAAGCGCUACGCCGUGCGCAAUGCGCUGCCCGUGCGCAUCUUCAUCCCCGAAUCCCUCACCCAGUCCAGCACCAGCAAUCUCCCCGUCCUCCUCACGAUCCACGGCGGCGGGUUCGUGAUGGGCGCGCCGGCCGAUGACGACGCGUGGAACCGCGCGUUCGCGGACGAGCACGGCGUCGUCGUCGUGGCGCUCAACUACUCCAAAGCGCCGUGGUCCGCGUUCCCCGCGCCCGUGCACGACAUCGCCGCGCUCGUCGGCUGCGUGCUGUCGGACAGCAGCCUGCCGAUCGACAGCGCGCGCGCCGCGCUGGCCGGGUUCUCCGCCGGCGGCAACCUGGCGCUGUCGGCGGCCGCACUGCCGGGCGUGCGCGCGCGCGUGAAGGCCGUGGUGCCCGUGUAUCCGUGCGCGGACUGGGUGCCGCGGGCCGCGGUGAAGGCGACGACGCGGCGGUACAAGGCCGCGUUGGGCGGGUUCCGCGGGCGGGCCGACGACUACCUGCUGCCGGCGGUCGGCGUGUUCCAGUGGGCGUAUCUGCGGGCGGGCCAGCCGCUGGCGGACGGGGUGCUGAGCCCGGCGCGCGGGCCGCGCGGCGCGCUGCCGGGGAGCGUGUUUGUCGUCGCGUGCGAGCUGGACAUGCUCGCCGGCGAGGCGUGGCGGCUGGCGUGCGGGCUGGCGGGGCGCGCGGUGCCGGCGGUCAGGGCCGAGGUUGGGCAGGAGGCGGUGACGGCGGGGCAUGGGGAGCUGAUUCUGGAUGACGAGCGGUUUGCGUUUGAGGACGUGGUUGAGCAAGAGGGUGGUGUCGGCAGGUACCGCUGGCUCCUGGUGCCGGACGUCGUGCACGGGUUCGACCACGAGGACACGAAAUUCUUGGUCAGGGACGAGGUCGCCAUGGACGACGCGCGCAUCAAGACGGCCAAGGUCAGAACCAUGAUCGGCAGGUGGCUGCUGGACGGGCCGCUUGGCGGGAAUGCCUAG
This is a messenger RNA of Lasiosphaeria miniovina, 1218 nucleotides long. RefSeq names its product Alpha/Beta hydrolase protein. Bases 1 to 1218 code for a protein of 405 amino acids. The record is from RefSeq and is a predicted model, not a curated record. NCBI's taxonomy places the organism in Eukaryota, Fungi, Ascomycota, Sordariomycetes, Sordariales, Lasiosphaeriaceae. Gene Ontology annotation, molecular function: hydrolase activity. The transcript is spliced from 2 exons.